CAGUAUCGCCUGGAUUUUACCGCUCUUUACCGCUCUGUUCUGCCGCCGUCUUCCGCCCCACUGGCUCCGCAAGCCCCGAACACGGUUCGAACGACUUUGGAGAGGUGUAAUAUUAUCCAAUUUUUUCCCAUCUACUACGAGCACGACAGCGGUUUAUCUAAGCGGACAGCUGCUCUUGAGCUAGCUACUUACGCAAUCCGGACAGCUGAAAAUGUCAUCAGGGUUCGUGUCCGCGGGGACAGACCAAGAACCAGUAGAACGCGACGAGGAAUGGCUUCGCGUACAACAUGAGCUGGAGGAGGAGCGGCAACGAAAGGCCGAGCUGAGCAGGCAAGAUGGCGGGAAAAGCUUGUUUGAAGUUCUCGAACAGAACAAGAUGGCCAAGCAGGAAGCUUUCGAAGAGAAGAUCAAAUUGAAGAAUCAAUUCCGUUCGCUGGAUGAAGAUGAGGUUGACUUCCUCGACUCGAUCAUGGAGUCGACACGUGCCCAGGAAGCCGCCGUCAAAAAGGAGACCAUCGAGCAGCUCGAGGUGUUUCGCCGGCAACGGGAGGAGGCAGAGAAGGCUCUUAUGGAGGACAAUACCGCGGACGUCGUACCGCCAGCUGAGGGGGAAGAGUGGAAGAUACCGGCGCGCAAAAGGCGGCGCGAUAAGAAUAAGAACCUUCUUAUUCCCGGCAAGAAGCGAAAGUCCAUGGGUGACGGUGCCGAGGAAGGGGCCCCUGCUAAAGAACUGAAGUCGGACAAAUAUGCAGAUGAAACCAAGAGAAGCAACGAAGGCAGCAGGGAGUCAUCCGGUUCCGCCCCGCCCCCGAAGCCUCCCGUUCAAGGUGCCACAAAUUCGACACGUCUAGCAAACGAGACAUCGAAGGAGGAAGAGAAGGCAGACUCGGGACAAUCGCAAGCGAAACAAACCUCGCCACCUCCGUCUACUUCUCUUGGCUUAGCUGGUUACAGUUCCGAUUCGGAGUAAUGCGCAGUUUCCUCGUCGAAUACCAGAGCACGACAUGGCCCCUCCUAGCCCAUGUCAUCUCACGCUAUUACAGAACCUUCAAAGGUUCUCCAUCAACAGAAGCGUACAAGUUGACCAGUGCUGUUGACAGUGGCCCUCUAGUACACAGGUCUAUUGACUCCGAUCGUACAUCCGAAUGUGUGUUUUUCAUGAUCAUCACUAGUACUAAUUUCCACAUGGCAGUGCACUUUCCGACAUGGAAUACUUUGUCUGUUUUCAGUCAUCACUGGGUGGCAUACAUUUGAUUAUACAAUUAGGGCACACGAAUUCCAAAAACAAUAUAUCAUUCACUA
This is a messenger RNA of Aspergillus candidus, 1302 nucleotides long. Its product is annotated as PSME3-interacting protein. Gene Ontology annotation, cellular component: nucleus. The coding region runs from base 212 to 970 and encodes 252 amino acids. NCBI's taxonomy places the organism in Eukaryota, Fungi, Ascomycota, Eurotiomycetes, Eurotiales, Aspergillaceae. The transcript has 2 exons. The record is from RefSeq and is a predicted model, not a curated record.